Messenger RNA from Limulus polyphemus (Atlantic horseshoe crab), 1176 nucleotides. RefSeq names its product AN1-type zinc finger protein 2B-like. Lineage: Eukaryota; Metazoa; Arthropoda; Merostomata; Xiphosura; Limulidae. Gene Ontology annotation, biological process: proteasome-mediated ubiquitin-dependent protein catabolic process; protein targeting to ER. Gene Ontology annotation, molecular function: zinc ion binding. The transcript is spliced from 5 exons. Bases 59 to 544 code for a protein of 161 amino acids. The record is from RefSeq and is a predicted model, not a curated record. Gene Ontology annotation, cellular component: endoplasmic reticulum; cytoplasm.
UAAUUGUGAACAAGGCAUUAGAAACACUUGUUUUGAGGUUGUAACCAUAAAUUACCAAAUGUUUCAGUUGGUUCCAGUAACAUGCAGCCAAUGUAAGCAGAAUUACUGUUUAAAACAUCGCCAUACCAUUGACCACAGUUGUCAAGGGUUACAGGGGAACUCUCGUGUUAUCUCACCCAUGGGGGCAGCAGCAUUAGCUCGAGCCAAGAACAAACCAAAGCCAAGUAGCAGUUUAGCAACUAAGACUACAACCAGUAGUCACCCAAGGUCUUCUGUGCCUUCCCACAGUAGCAGUACAAUUAAUACAUCGGUUACUGCUAUUCAGGGCAACCUGAGUGAAGACGAAGCAUUGGCUAUAGCUCUACAACAGUCGGCGUCACAAUCUCGGACCCCGUCACAGGCAGUAGAUGCCACUAGUAGUUCUCCAAUUAAUCAGGAAGAGGAAGAUCGACAGUUAGCCUUAGCUUUAGCAGAAAGUGAAAGAAAUCAUCGGCAGGGGCAGAGGCACCGAAGGAAUAACAGUCAUCAGUGUAAUGUUGCCUAAAACAGUGGGACCAUCUUUUUGCAAACAGGCUGGUGAAUUAUGAAUUUAAACUUUAUAUAUAUAAAUAUUUAAGUAAUAUUUUUGAAGAAUUAUUUUAUCACUUCUUAUCUGAAAGAUCACUUUUGUAUAAGGAUCGACCUUAACCCAUUUCUAGAAAGUGUGUGAUUGUAAAAUUUAAAAACAUCAAGGUUUAAGUACUAAAUUUUAUUUUUGCACUGCUUCUGCUGUCAGUUUCAAGAUUACGGUAAAUGAAAAGAUAUACUAGCUUUAAAGGUUUGGUGUUGUGGAAAGUAAAUAUUCUUAUUUUUUACCCAUUUUGGAGGUGGGAUUAAAGAAACUAACAACAAAUGAGGUAUUUUGAGAAAAACGUUGGAAAAAAUAGUUUAGUAGUGGCAUCUGUAUAGCAGAUGGUUGGUCUGCAGUAUAUUGUGGAACUGACUUUUCAUAUUAAAGUGUAUUAUGUGGGAUAUUGUGAUGAUGAUUUUAAGAAACCUUUAAGCUUUACAAACUUGCAUGUCAUUGUGUUUAAUGAAACUGUAAUAAAAUACAUCAGUGUUCUUGGUUAGCAUUCUUCCUUAUUCUGUACCAAAACUUUGAUCCUGGUUUUUACAAUAAAUAUGAGUCUAACGUGA